Panonychus citri (citrus red mite) is the source of this 1409-nucleotide messenger RNA. RefSeq names its product very-long-chain 3-oxoacyl-CoA reductase-A-like. The transcript is spliced from 2 exons. Gene Ontology annotation, molecular function: oxidoreductase activity. Bases 261 to 1211 code for a protein of 316 amino acids. Gene Ontology annotation, cellular component: endoplasmic reticulum. Lineage: Eukaryota; Metazoa; Arthropoda; Arachnida; Trombidiformes; Tetranychidae. The record is from RefSeq and is a predicted model, not a curated record.
UUAGAUUUUGCUUACGAUGGAUUAAAGUGUUUACCCGGUUACAAGUCUUUCUGUUUUUUUAUUUCUUUUGUGUUAAUUAAUUUUUUUAAUCUAAUUAAUAAGUUGUCAGUUAAUUCACUGACUCGAGAGGAAGAUUAUCUCAGCAACGUAAUCUUAAUAUUUACCUUGAAAUUAUCUUGAAAAGUUGAUUUGAUUCUUACCUUUUCUAUAUUUUUUCAUCUAUUCCUUUGGCCUCAAUCCGGACUAAGAAGGUAUUGAAAAUGGCUUGUUAUGAUUGUUUGGGUCGGACUGUUUGGUAUUCAUUUCUAGUUUGGUUUCUAUUCAAAGUGAUUCGUCUUGUUUAUACUAAUCUAUUGGCUCCAACCUUUGGCUUAGGUGUUAAAUGGCGACCUGGACCUGAUAGUUGGGCCGUUGUGACAGGUUCAACCGAUGGAAUUGGUCUUGAAUAUGGUAAACAAUUAGCUAACAAAGGAUAUAAUUUACUGUUGAUCUCAAGAACUCAAUCCAAGUUGGAGACUGUUGCUGAUUCCAUUAAAAACGAUUGCCCUAAGGCUCGUAAGGUUGAGACUCUUGCCUUUGACUUCAGCUCAACGGAUUACACGAAAAUCGAGGAGAAGAUCAAUUCUUUGUAUGGUACAAUCGAUGUCCUGGUGAACAAUGUCGGUAUCUCUUACUCUUAUCCCGAUUUCUUUACCAAAUUGGAAUCUUCAACUAUCGACAAUCUGAUUAAUAUCAACAUAAUCUCGGUCACCAAGAUGACCCAUUUGAUUCUUCCCAAAAUGGAGGCCGCUCGAAGAGGAAUCAUCAUCAAUAUCUCUUCUUAUGCCGGUUCACUGCCCACUCCAUUGUUGGCCGUUUAUUCAGCUACCAAAGUCUAUGUCGAUUAUUUGUCUCGAUCCUUACAACUUGAAUACUUAAACAAAGGAAUCACAAUUCAAAGUGUUCUCCCCGCUUUCGUUGCCACCACCAUGAGUCGAAUGAGACCUUCGAUCACCACACCGACACCCAAGGCUUUUGUACGAUCGUCCUUAUCAACCGUCGGACUUGAAACUCGAACUUAUGGUUUUUGGGCUCACAAAUUGUACGGUUGUAUCACCGAUUUCGCUAAUUGUAUCGCUCCCAGUGAAGAUUUCAUGUCCAAAAUUUCAAUGAACACACUUGAAGCUACUCGAAAGCGAGCAUACAAAAAGUACAACAAGAAAGAUGAUUAACUUAACAAUUAAGAGGGAAAAUUAAUCUACUCACUAAUUUGGAGAUUCCAAUCAAUGUUUCUUUCUUUUGUUGCUACAAUUAACUAAUUGAAAUAAUUCACUGGGUUUAAUUAUUUGUUCACAUGUUCGUAUCUUUGAUAAAUCAUUUAUUUCCCUGAUUUGGUCAAUAUUAAAUUGUUGACGUUUCUUUUUUUUAAA